Messenger RNA from Rhea pennata, 985 nucleotides. RefSeq names its product elongator acetyltransferase complex subunit 5 (gene ELP5). Gene Ontology annotation, cellular component: cytosol; nucleus; elongator holoenzyme complex. The record is from RefSeq and is a predicted model, not a curated record. Lineage: Eukaryota; Metazoa; Chordata; Aves; Rheiformes; Rheidae. Bases 1 to 930 code for a protein of 309 amino acids. The transcript is spliced from 7 exons. Gene Ontology annotation, biological process: tRNA wobble uridine modification. Gene Ontology annotation, molecular function: tRNA binding.
AUGACGUUGCCGGGAGGCGCCGGCGGCGCGGCGAUGCUGGCGGCAGUGCUGGCGGGCGGUGCGGAGGGGCUGGUGCUCGUGCGGGACAGCACCGUGUGCGAGGGCCGCAGCCUGCUCCGGGCCUUCGCGAUGGCGGCAGUGCGGAGGGGGGAGUGUGUCCUCGUGGUGCCCUUCGACGUCUCCCCAGAGCAGUUUGGGGCCAGGCUGAGCCCCGACAUCGGUGCCCAGCUGCUCUACUGGGACGGUUUCAGCGACCCUCUGGGCUGGAGCGGCGGGGGCCCCGGCAUCCGGGCAGGCGACUUUGUGGGGCAGGGGGGGCCAGGAAGGCUCCCGGAGGGGCCCCUGACGCUGUUGCUGGACUCGCUGAGCUGGCUGCUGCUGCGCCUGCCCCCUCCCCGACUCUGCCAGGCCCUGCAGGCACUGCUGCGACCCCCCCGUGGCACAGGCCCAGCAACCCGCGUGGUGGCCCUGCUGCACGGGGACCUGCACUCGCCCGGGCUGCUGGCAGCGCUGAUGGCCCAGGCAGGGGCUGUGGUGGCCCUGGGCCCAGUGCCCCCCCUCCCUGGUGGCCCCCGCCACGCCACUGUCCUGAGCCGCUCCCGAGGGGGGGUGCUCAAUGCCAAGGAUGAAUAUUUCUGCCUCCUGCCUGACUGCAGCCUGCAGGUGCUCGGGGAGGUGCCGGGGAGCCCCCUGCCCGGGGCGAGGCGGGGGGGGGGCCUCCCUCCACCCCAGGCCCUCCUGUCCCCCCUGACCUUCAACCUGCGGCUGUCAGCAGCCGAGCGGGCGGCCCGGGCAGCUGUGCCUCCCCCAUAUGCUUUCAGCACCCACAAGCAGUCGGCCCUGCUGCAGAUGCCAGGGACCCUCUCGGCUGCCCCAGAGGAGCCAGACACGCCAGACCCGGAGGACCCUGACGACGACCUGGAUGUGUGACCCCCGGGCUGUGUGCGUGUGGGGGGUCCAAUAAAUCUCUGACUGCCCUUUGGCA